Molecule: messenger RNA, 617 nt
Organism: Anguilla anguilla (European eel)
Lineage: Eukaryota; Metazoa; Chordata; Actinopteri; Anguilliformes; Anguillidae
Product: C-type lectin domain family 6 member A-like
Exons: 3
Coding region: 73-513 (146 amino acids)
Source: RefSeq, a predicted model, not a curated record
CCUCCAGUUCACAGUGAGUGGUGCUACUCUGUUGUCCAUCUGCAGAAAAGCAUUUACUUUUACACUGUUACAAUGAAAAGAUCAUUCUCAGAGUCUGCUACCUGUUCAUUCUGUACAGGCAGUGUGUAUAACUGCUGUCCACAGGGCUGGGCACAGUUCUCUUCGAAGUGUUACUACUUCUCUAAUGAGAUGAAGAGCUGGACAGACAGUCGCAGUGACUGCAUUAAAAGAGGAGCUGACCUGGUGAUUAUAGAGAGUGAAGAGGAACAGCGGUUCAUCAACAAACAAAUAAAACUCUUUAUCUGGAUUGGACUGAGUUACUCAGCAGCUAAGGGUAACUGGCUGUGGGUGGAUAGAACCCGUCUGAAGAAAGGAUUCUGGAGGAGUGGAGAGCCAGAUGUUGAUAAUGGAUUUGAUUGUGCCCUGUUUAUCCCUAAUGUGAAUGCAUGGGAUGCGUUUUUCUGUUCUAAUAAGCAUAAUUUCAUCUGUGAGACUAAUGCUGUACUCCCCUAAACCAUUUUUUAUCAUUGUAUGUUUUUGGUUCUCUCAUCUUGUGAGAGGCCGUUGACCAUGCCAGCUGUGACAGUCAAACACAGGACCAAUAAGCAGACCACAAU